Messenger RNA from Chlamydomonas reinhardtii, 3481 nucleotides. RefSeq lists its product as uncharacterized. Gene Ontology annotation, molecular function: protein kinase activity; ATP binding. NCBI's taxonomy places the organism in Eukaryota, Viridiplantae, Chlorophyta, Chlorophyceae, Chlamydomonadales, Chlamydomonadaceae. Bases 706 to 3330 code for a protein of 874 amino acids. The transcript has 6 exons. The record is from RefSeq and is a predicted model, not a curated record. Gene Ontology annotation, biological process: protein phosphorylation.
CUUGUGUCCCAGCGAGGAGAACCAGGGCGGCGAAGACCCGACCGCAAUGUUUCUGCGCGAGGCUCGCCAGACGAAAAGACAGCAGCAUGAGUGAGUGUUUUCUUGUCUUGUCUUGCGCGGAGCCCAAGAUGCACGUGAAGAACCGAAACGCCCCACGCGCCUGCGUUCUGUUACUUCUCGCGGAGCCUGCCUAUUGUUCUACAUAAGUUGUUAUUGCUGAACAGAAGGACCUGUUCGCCUGCCAAGUGUCGCCGCGCAAUUGUGACUGUAUCCGUGCUUACUACAGCGCUUCACGCCUGCCAGACCUGCUGAUGCAAUAAAGAAGUGUGCACUCACUAGCACGAUAGCGCGACCUCGCCGCGGCCGCAAGCCACCUACUCCUGCAGCCUCCCACCGCACCACAGCAGGCCGCCUGACCGCGACUAAACCUUGCCUCGCCCUCCUCGCCCGCCCUUUGCAUCUGACCCAGGCACAUCAUCCGCUGCUUUGGUAGGUUGGAGUGGGCCGAAGCGCGUAGGUGAUGAACCCUGCUUAACCCCUCCCAUACUAAACGGGCCCUCUGUAACAUCCGCAUUCAUACUAAACGGAACUGGCUGAGGCACUCGCUCACUGUGGGCAAUCACUCAAGUUUAAACUGCGACAGGUUUGGCGCGCAUCCCGCCCAACCACCCCGGCGUGUCGGGUAUCUCCAAGACCGCCUGGGCCAUGGUCCUGGAGCUGGCGGAGCCGUACACGACCAAGACGCUGAUCACACAGGGCAUGACGGAUAACCGGCGCACCUACACAAACCUGCAGGCCUACACGUGGCUUACGCAGCUAGCCUCGGCUCUGGCGCACCUGCACAGCCACCGGCCGCCCAUCAUCCACCGGGACAUCAAACAGGAAAACCUGCUCCUUAAAAAGGUCACGCGGCCACCACCGGCGGCGGCGGCGGCAGGAGCCGGCGGAGGGGUGCCAACCGGGGCUCAGCGGCUGCCUGGUGGCGGUGGCGGCACACAGCUUGAAGCGAAGCUGGCAGACCUGGGGCUGCACGUGGUCGUGGAGCAGGACCGCAGCGUCAUGCUGCGUCGCAAGUCACGGUACGGCAGCAACCACACAGCAGGCGGCAACAACCGGUCCGUUCACAACCGCUCCAUGCACGGCUCCAACCGCUCAGCACACGGCGGCGGCUCCGUGCCCGGCGGCACCGACUCACCCUUCCUUGCCGUGUCCGCCGCCCCGUCCGCGGCGCCCUCAGCCAUGCCCAGCCGCGCACCCAGCGAGUACGGCAUCGAUUUGUCAGGGCCGUUCGCGCGGGUGCAGAACCGCUUGGGCGUGAACGGAGAAGGGGAUGAAGACAGCGGUGCUGGUGGCGGCGGCUGCAGCACCGGACUUGGGGUCAGCUAUGCGAGCACGGGCGGGGGCCGUAUCAGCGGCGGCGGUGGCCACCAGCUGAGUGACGCUGGCGGUGUCUGGGCAGGCGAGGACGCCGGCGGCGGUGGCGCCGCUGCUGAGGGCCGCCGACGGCGCCGACGGCGCAUCAGCUUCGACCGGGACGUAAAGGGCAUCAGCACAGACGACGAGGAUGGCGGCGUGGGGUCAGAUUCAGAUAGUGACAGCGGCGGCAGCAAUGCCGGGAUGUCUGAGGAGGUGGACGUUGUGGACAUUCACGGCGCGCUCGCGGCGGACUCCGCACCGCCAACACGGCCCGGCACAGCCAACCUGACAGCUGCGGCAGCCGCCGCAGCGGUGGCAGCGCCCGGGACCAUCGCCGCAGCAGCCACGGCCUCCUCCACGGCUGCUGGCGGGUCCUCCCGCCACCUGCCCACGUCCCGCCUCUCUCGCACCUCGCUGCUGCCUGCUGCGGGCGCGGCGCAGCCCCCGCAGCCCUCGCAAGAAAAGCAAGGCCAAGGCCAGGGCCAGGGCCAGGAGCCCCCCGACGGCAGCGCUGGCGCUGCCAUCCACACCCUCACCGAUGGUGGCGCCGGCAGCGGCGCGGAUAGCGGCUUUGACGACAGCCCAAGGCCCACAGCCGAUGGCGACGACGGCGGUGUCGAUGGCGAUGGGGCAGGGGUUGGUGGCGUUGAGGGCACCAGGACUAGCCCGGCCAAACAGGGCGCGGCGUUGGCUCAGCAGCUCGGCGGCAGCAGCUCGAGGCAGCUGCCGCCGCCGGUGACGAAGCGGCCGGGUUACAUGGGAGCAAGCGGCGGCGAGCCGGGCUCGGUGGCAGUCGUCAGUGCGGGGCAUAACGGCAGCUUGGCAGCGAGGCCCAUCAGCGCUUCCAGCCAGCAGCAGUACGCCACGCCGCGCAAGUCCUCCUCCGGCGGAGGCGGCGCCGCUGCCUCCAGUAGUUCCGCAUUGGCUGCAGCGGCGGCGGCGGCGGCGGCGGCGCAGGACCCGUCAGGGGGCGGGGCUGGUUGUGCUGGCGGCGGCGGCGGCCACCCUCGGAUGGACUUGACCGUUGCUGUGGCGGAGGCGGCGGACGCUGUUGCCGCUGGCCUCUACAGCAAUACGCCGUUGGAACCCGUGGAGACACUCAUGUCGCCCGUGCCGCCGGGCCGCAUGGCUGCAGCCGCCGCUGGGGUGACGGCCGGUGGCUCAACUGUGUUGGCGGCGUUAGCCGCGAUGGGAACUUGUGGAGGGUUGAAGGGCACGGGUAGCAGCCCAGGCGCAGCUUGGAACGCGGCGGGCGGCGGGGCAGCAGCAGUCGGCAGCGCGCACAGCGCUAUCACUGCCGGUCGCACUGGCAGCGGCACCAGUAACUACGUGGGCGUGGCGGCCGCUGCCAGUAGCAACACGGGGGUGGGCACCGGGCCAGCGGGCUUGCCGCCGAUGAUCCUUGAGGACUACUCCUACAUUGGUGGGCUUACGGAUGCAGACGCGGGCGGUGACGAUCGCGGACUCGCCGACAACCGGCCUGGCGUUGACUUCCGCUGUGGCGUUGGGCAGCAGCAGUCGGGCGCAGCGGCAGCAGCAGGCGGCGGCGGCGCUUCCUCGGGGUCGGCAGGCGUUGGGAUUGCGCGCCAGAGCAGCGUCAGCAACAUCGUGCUCCUGCCCAAGGACGGCGCCGGGCCCUCCAGCAGGCCUGCCUCUAAGAGCCGCCUGGGCCUACCCGCAGUGGUGAACCCGCUCGCGAGCAUGGCCGUUACAGCAGGAGGAGGCGGCCUGGGUGCUGGCACCGCCAGCAGCCAAAGCACCUCGCGCCACUGCCUGGCCAUGUCUGCGCCCGUCAGCAGGCUGGAGAUGACGCCGCGGGCGCACCAGCAAACGCUGCAGCAUCCGCAGGCGGCACUUGCGGGAGUGCCGCCGUCUCUGGAGCACAAGGACUCGUUUGGCACAAUCCUCAAGUAAGUCAAAGGGCCAGAAAGCAGGGUCGUCUACGAAAUGCCACGCCAUGUCACGAAUAAAUAAUCCGGAUUCACUUCAGUUGUGGCCUCCGUCCAACAAAUGCACAAUCGUUCCUUGCCAGCAAGCACCGCAUGACAGGUCUCCCACUACCGUA